Messenger RNA from Saccostrea cuccullata (small rock oyster), 1701 nucleotides. RefSeq names its product protein mono-ADP-ribosyltransferase PARP14-like. Gene Ontology annotation, cellular component: cytoplasm; nucleus. NCBI's taxonomy places the organism in Eukaryota, Metazoa, Mollusca, Bivalvia, Ostreida, Ostreidae. Gene Ontology annotation, biological process: negative regulation of gene expression; protein poly-ADP-ribosylation. Gene Ontology annotation, molecular function: NAD+-protein mono-ADP-ribosyltransferase activity; transcription corepressor activity; NAD+ poly-ADP-ribosyltransferase activity. The record is from RefSeq and is a predicted model, not a curated record. The coding region runs from base 1 to 1701 and encodes 566 amino acids. The transcript is spliced from 11 exons.
AUGACUUUUAAAGUUGGGGCGUUAGAAGUUGAAUUGCUAAUUGGAAAAAUACAGGAAGUUCGGGCAGACAUCAUCGUAUCGAAUGGACCAGCUGAUUUGCUUCUCAGAAACGGCGUCAUUUCAAAGCAUAUAGUCAACGCAGCAGGGGAAGAGUUGCAAGAAGAACUAAACCGAAAGUAUGGCAAGGGAAUUAAAACUGGAGAAAUAGCGGUGUCUGAGGGAUACAAUCUUUGUUGUGAAUUUGUUUUUCACAUAACUCUUCCUAAAUGGAGAACCUCAUCACAUAAUCCGAAAAAGAUAUUGGAAAAUUAUGUGAUGAAGUGCUUGGAAAAGGCUUCAGAGAUGCAGGCCAGCACAAUUGCAUUUCCUGUGCUCGGCACUGGUUCUCUUGGAUAUCCAAGUUCUGAUUCUACAGCAGCUAUUGUCCAGAACAUCAUUGACUUUGCAGCCAAGAAUCCUAGGUCCACUUUGGAAAAAGUCAUCAUUGUCAUUUUUGACGGAAACUCAAGUUCUUCAAAAUUAGAAUCAGAAUUAGAACAAUUGUUACAGCAAGAACAAGAUUAUUUUCCGAAAUGGUAUGGAGACUUUGAUGUACAUAUCGUUACUGGAAAUCUUUCAGAAGUAAAAGCUGAUGUUCUAGUAUGUAAUGGAUCAAAUGAUUUGAGAUUACAAAAUGGAGGGUUGGCAGAGGCCAUGAUGAAGGCUGCUGGAAAGGAAAUCCAGGACGAAUGUGAGGAUAAAUACCCGAACGGAAUUCAGGAUGGCGAAGUGGCGGUAACAGAAGGAUAUAGACUUCCAUGUAGAUGGGUGUUUCACACUACUCUACCGAAAUGGGGUGAACCUUCUCAAAACCCAAUUAACAUCUUGAAGACAACAAUUUGGAACUGCUUAAAAGUGGCGCGUGAAAAGAGAGCAAACUCUAUUGCAUUCCCCACUUUGGGCAUUGGAAAUCUUAACUAUCCUAUUGAAAAAGUUAUACAAUCCACAGUGUAUUAUCUAAGAAAAUGGGCAACAAGUAAAUAUUCACAUUCAACUAUAAAGAAAAUAAUUGUCGUCAUAUACAGAGGGCAUAGCCAAUGCAAGGAGACUCGAGCGAAACUGCUAAAGGAGCUAAAUUGCCACCAAGGUACAUCAGCUAGUGUCUUCACUGAGCGUAUAUGUAGCCUUUCAGUUGAGAUCAUAGUGGGAAACCUUCUGGAACAACAGGUCGAUGUGCUCGUGAACACAUCCACAAGUAAUCUGAAACCAACUGCAAAUACAGCUGUAGCAUCUGCUAUUUUGAAAGCAGCUGGCGAAGGAAUGGCAACAGAAAUUUCAAAUAAGCUUACGACAGAAUUAAAUUAUGGUGAUUGUGUUAUUACUGGUGGACAUCAAUUGAAGUGUAAACAAGUAUAUCAUGGUUACCUUCCCGGCUGGUAUUCCAGGUUGAAUCAAAGUCAAACUCCAAGCAAUGUGUUGGAAAAUUUUGUAUACAACUGUCUUAAACAUGCACACGAAACAAAAACCAUACUUUCCAUUGCACUUCCUGCAAUUGGAACAGGUUCGGUGAAAUUCCCAAUCAAAGAAGCAGUUGAAAGCAUUGUUUAUGGGAUUGACGCAUUUGCAAAGAAAUUUAGGGACUCCAAUCUGAAAAAGAUUUUGGUUGUUCUAGACUCUAAAAAUAAAGACUUGCUAACAUUGAAGAAUGUAAGUAUCCCUUAA